Molecule: messenger RNA, 1765 nt
Organism: Xenia sp. Carnegie-2017
Lineage: Eukaryota; Metazoa; Cnidaria; Anthozoa; Malacalcyonacea; Xeniidae
Exons: 4
Coding region: 550-1536 (328 amino acids)
Source: RefSeq, a predicted model, not a curated record
AAGGAUAGUAACAAACGACAACGUUUCUCACGUGGUCUUAUAAUUUCAAGGAUGUCACAAACGACAACGUUUCUCACGUGGUCUUAUAAUUUUAAGGAUGGUAACAAACGACAACGUUUCUCACGUGGUCUUAUAAUUUCAAGGAUGGUAACUAACGACAACGUUUCUCACGUGGUCUUAUAAUUUCAAGGAUAGUAACUAACGACAACGUUUCUCACGUGGUCUUAUAAUUUUAAGGAUAGUAACUAACGAGAAAGUUUCAAGUUCAAAGAAAUCUCUAGUUUUAAACAGAUAUGAAAAAAUUUCAAGCAUUGUUUUAAGAAGCAACAUUUGCUAAGAGUUUACAUAGAUUAAAAAUUAAACUAAAUCAACUUUAUUAAAUCGCCAUGAUUAAUGUAUAUUCAAACGUGCGUUGUUCAUUUUAUAUUGAAUACAUUUAUAUCAAAAUAAACACAGCUGUAGCUACAAGCAUAAUAUAUUCUAAGAUGCAGUAACUAUAUUACUGCAGUAUUGCAGAAUUUCCCAAAGUGCUGUUGUUCUUCAUGAAAGAUGGUCGCACACCUUUUUGCUUUUUUUCUUACAAUUGCUGCCUCCAAUGCAACGUAUGAGGAAUGCAAACGUUCUCAAAGUGUUUUCAGGAAAAUAAGAGAUAACGGGGAUGUUCUAACACCAAAAGAUAUGCUUUCAAGUCAUGUCGUUCACAGUCGCAUCGAGUGUUUAUUAAAAUGUGUUCAACAAAAGCCAUGUGUUGGGUUUAACUAUCUUGAUGUUGCCAAUGAAAAUGAGAUAAAUUGCCAAACUAGUAACACCACAUACACCAAAAAAAGUAACACCAUGAACACCAAAGGAAAAUGGGCAUUGUAUCACGACCUUCAUCCUCCUAAAACGGUAGAAAAAUUAUCGAAAAGUUGGACUCUCGUCGCCCGUUUUUCAAACAAUGAUAGCAAAAAAUGGAUGCCUGAAAAUGGUAAGUUUUGGAAUAAAAGACAGAAAUCUCGUGGGAAAGUGAACGAUCCAUCUGACAAUUACGAUAUGAUAUCUGAAGCAUUUUGGAAUUUGAAAGGAAACGAAUUUAAGAUAACAAGAAGCGAUGAUAUUAACAACGUUGCAUUACUGCAGACGACAUCAAACUGUCUUCAAGGUCAAUCUUUUCCAUCGAAAAUUUUAAGCUAUGGGGAUUUGAGAAGUACAACAGUUUGGAACAGAAACAAAUGUCUUGGAAGUUGUGCAGUUACUUAUGGAGGUCGGUACAAAGAUACGGCUGGUUUCGAGAUGCACAGCUGUUCAAGUGACCAGACCAAUAUUCAGAAUAGCAGUUAUGUAGGAUUUUGGUGUGAUUGGAGCAGCGGUAAGUACCGUAAUGUUGCCGUAAUGAUGAUAGGUGGAGGAGGAGAGAAAUGCAAUGGAGUGGAUCACGGGAUUGGGAUAGGCAGCAAGACAACAGAUGAACAGAAAUUUAAAAAAAAAUUUGACUUUGGAACGAAUGCAAAAUCAAAACCUCCUUCAAAUUAUUCACUCAAUUUGUGGGUUCGUUAGUUUAUGAUUUUUCAAUUGCUUUAACAAUAUAAUUAAACACCAUUGUAUUUGAUAUAUAAAACACAUACUGAACGCGGGUAAUCAUAUCUGUGGUAAUUUUACUAAUUUGUUGCAAUGCAUUUUUGAACAAGAUUGUGCUUUGGAACAAUGAUGUAUAAUUUAGUCUUAAUGUAAGAUUUAUAUUACAUAUGCUGACCUUAUCAAGCAUAAUUAUAAACUUUUGACAUAA